AUGAGGGUUGAGAGCCAGCAGAGUGCCAUAGUGCUCUUGGAGCUGAUGGACAAGUACAAGCCGCACUUGAAGCCGUAUGCAUACCGGUUGCACAGCUGGGAGCGUGUGCUUGCUGAUUACAACAGCCGGCUGCAUACGAAGUACCGGCAGAUCAGGACCAUUAAGAACAAAUUUGAGCGGUUGAAGUAUAUGUAUCUGCAGGACAGGGGCAGCGAGCAGUUUAAGGGAUACAGCGAAGCGGAGCUGGUUCUGCUGGAGCGGUUGAUCUCUGAGUCAGAUGGUGUGUCUGUAAAAGAUCCCAUAGUGCGGGACAAUGGUAUGUCCCAGGGUGCUCUAGCGAGCGGCGGACGACCACCGGAGCCGGCAUUGGUGCCCCGUCUUCCGAUGCUCGGGGGCCAACUAUUGAAGCAGAGCACUAUAAACAACAUCAUCGAGCCCACACCUCCUCCCCUGGAUACGAUAAGUAUUGGGAUGCCUAAGAACGCUAAGAAGCCUUCUAUACAAGAUACGGGAUUGGCUGGCCAACCCACAAUGGAGGAUAGUACAGUGACGGCGGGCACUCCCCUUGACACUUCUAUAUUCGAUGGAGACACUAGGAUUCCAACUAGGAAAAACAGCUUGGACGUACAUACUAUCCAGGAUCUAGUCAGGAAGCUCUCGGAUCAGCAGAAGCAGGAGGACCAAUUGAUGAUUAUGAAAGAGGCAGAGCUGAGCAAAAAGUACAUGACACAGGCUGAUUUUCUAAGUUACAAGAAACAAAAUCGGGCCAUCCAGUUGCAAAUACUGAAUGUUAUAACUUCAUUGCUUGAGACUCCAACCAAGGAAUCAUGA
Molecule: messenger RNA, 831 nt
Organism: Nakaseomyces glabratus
Lineage: Eukaryota; Fungi; Ascomycota; Saccharomycetes; Saccharomycetales; Saccharomycetaceae
Gene: DAL82
Product: Dal82p
Source: RefSeq, a predicted model, not a curated record